Messenger RNA from Jaculus jaculus (lesser Egyptian jerboa), 1589 nucleotides. It is a transcript of the gene Mtg1, whose product is annotated as mitochondrial ribosome associated GTPase 1. NCBI's taxonomy places the organism in Eukaryota, Metazoa, Chordata, Mammalia, Rodentia, Dipodidae. Gene Ontology annotation, molecular function: GTPase activity; GTP binding. The coding region runs from base 51 to 1046 and encodes 331 amino acids. Gene Ontology annotation, cellular component: mitochondrion. The record is from RefSeq and is a predicted model, not a curated record. The transcript has 11 exons.
CGAGGAGAGCCCGCGGAGCAUGCGCGUCGGCGAGCUUCCCGGACGGCGUCAUGAAGCUGUUCUGCGCUCUGUGUUCGGCCCGGGCUGCUCGGCGCGAGUUUUUCCCCUGUGGCCGCGACGUGGCGCGCUGGUUCCCGGGCCACAUGGCCAAGGGGCUGAAGAAGAUGCAGAGCAGUCUGAAGCUGGUGGACUGUGUCAUUGAGGUUCAUGACGCCCGGAUCCCACUUUCAGGUCGCAACCCUCUGUUCCAGGAGACACUUGGGCUAAAGCCUCACUUGCUUGUCCUCAACAAAAUGGACUUGGCAGAUCUCACAGAGCAGCAGAAAAUUAUCCACCACUUGGAAGGAAGAGGCCUAAAAAACGUCAUUUUUACCAAUUGUAUAAAGGAUGAAAACAUCAAGCAGAUCAUCCCGAAGGUCACAGAACUGAUUGGGUACAGCUACCGCUAUCACCGAGCACAGAAUCUGGAGUACUGUAUCAUGGUGAUUGGGGUCCCCAAUGUGGGCAAGUCCUCCCUCAUCAAUGCUCUGAGGCGACAGCACCUCAGGAUAGGCAAAGCUGCCAGAGUAGGUGGAGAACCAGGGAUCACUAGAGCUGUGAUGUCCAGAAUCCAGGUUUGUGAGCGUCCACUGAUGUUCCUGCUGGAUACCCCGGGAGUGCUGGAUCCUCGGAUCCAAAGUGUGGAAACAGGCCUGAAGUUGGCCCUCUGUGGAACUGUGUUGGACCACCUAGUUGGGGAAGAGGCCAUAGCUGACUACCUCCUCUAUACCCUCAAUAGGCACAAGCUGUUUGGGUAUGUGCAGCACUAUGGCCUGUCCAAUGCCUGUGAUGAUGUACAGCAUGUGCUGAAGAGUGUGGCUGUGAAGCUAGGGAAGACGCGGAAGGUGAAAGUGCUUACAGGCACAGGUGACGUUAAUGUUAUCCAGCCCAAUUACUCCAUGGCAGCCCGCAACUUCCUCCAGACCUUCCGCAGUGGGCUUUUGGGCCCAGUGAUGCUUGACCGUGACAUUCUUCAGGGCCUUCCUACUGCUGACAUGGACCUCUGAACUGGCCAGAUGGUGUGACCCCCAGACUUCCUGCAGCUGGAGUGUUUAACUGUCCCUUUCCAGAUGUUCUACCCUGGUCACUGAGACUCAGGCCCUGCUCCAAGUGAAUAUUGUGUUCUGCCCACAAGGGCCCCUGAGUACUGCUAUGGGGUUCUAGGCAGUCUUGUUUGAAUGGCUUUGCCUCACAUUUCUUCUUUUCAGGGACACUAAUGUGACUCAAGAGGAGUCAAACCUAUAAUUUGAAACUUACAAAAUUUGGGGUUAAAAAGCCCAGCCCUCUUCUCGUUUUGCUAUUUUCAGAUAGCGUCUCACUGUGUAUCCCAGGCUGGCUUUAAAUUUGAAAUAUCCUGUCUCAGCCUCCUGAGUGCUGGGAUACACCUGUGUGCCUUGAGACCUGGCUAAAAGACCCAUCUUUUACUGGCUCUUUCAUUGUGUACCCUUGGUGUAUUAAAGUCCCUCCCUCCAUUGAAGGCUGGGGAUGGGUAGGUUAAGGACUGGGGCUCCUUUGGAAUUCUACAAUGAAUAAGAGUCUAGCUAUCAGCA